Cokeromyces recurvatus is the source of this 745-nucleotide messenger RNA. RefSeq names its product ras-like protein 1. Gene Ontology annotation, cellular component: plasma membrane. The transcript is spliced from 4 exons. Gene Ontology annotation, molecular function: GDP binding; GTPase activity; GTP binding. The coding region runs from base 42 to 650 and encodes 202 amino acids. Gene Ontology annotation, biological process: signal transduction. The record is from RefSeq and is a predicted model, not a curated record. NCBI's taxonomy places the organism in Eukaryota, Fungi, Mucoromycota, Mucoromycetes, Mucorales, Mucoraceae.
AUUUUUUUUUUCUUCUUUUAACAUCUCGGUUAAUUAUACAAAUGUCAAAGGCUUCUUUUGUUCGUGAAUAUAAACUAGUUAUGGUUGGUGGUGGUGGUGUUGGUAAAUCAGCUUUGACUAUACAAUUCAUUCAAUCACAUUUCGUUGAUGAAUAUGAUCCAACCAUUGAAGAUUCAUAUCGUAAACAAUGUGUUAUUGACUCAGAAACCGCUUUACUUGAUGUACUUGAUACAGCUGGUCAAGAAGAAUACAGUGCAAUGAGAGAACAAUACAUGAGAAAUGGAGAAGGAUUUCUAUUAGUCUAUUCAAUUACUUCUCGUAUGUCUUUUGAAGAAAUUACAACAUUUUAUCAACAAAUAUGCCGUGUAAAGGAUCGUGAUUAUUUUCCUAUGGUUUUGAUUGGUAAUAAAUGUGAUUUAGAGACAGAUAGACAAGUAUCAAGUCAAGAAGGUAGAGAUUUAGCAAAGAACUUUGGAUGCCAUUUUAUAGAAACUUCAGCAAAGCAAAGAAUCCAUGUUGAUGAGGCUUUCUUUGAAGUUGUGCGUGAUAUCCGUAAAUAUAACAAGGAACAAGAGACACGGGGGCAUGACCAAUUUGGUAUUCAAGAUGCUCCUGAUGUUGUUUCUGACAAAUGCUGUAUCUUGAUGUAAUUUUAUACUUAUUUAUUAUUUAUAUACUAAUCUCUCUCUAUCUCAUUUUUUCUUUUUUUUUUUUUACUAAAUGAUAAUGAAUGUACACACUCUAU